Messenger RNA from Closterium sp. Naga37s-1, 3186 nucleotides. The record is from the annotation of a GenBank genome assembly. Lineage: Eukaryota; Viridiplantae; Streptophyta; Zygnematophyceae; Desmidiales; Closteriaceae.
AUGGACAAGGUCAACGUUUCGUGGUUGAAGGGGCUGCGGAGUGCGAUGAUAACCUUCAUCAAGGAGCACGUCGCUUUGAAACGGUCGGGCCAUGUCGGAGUUGCUGCCGACGCCUGUGACGACGACGGCGAGGAGCCCCCGUCGGCAUCCCAAGCAGUAGGUGUCGCCCACCCCGUCGAUGAUGCGCGUGGGACUUCGAUCGGAGAGCCCGGCGGCGGCGUCGACAAGGCCGAUAAGGAGGCAGGAAGGGUAGUGACCGGGACUGCGGAGAAGCACCAGGACGAUAACGAGGAUCUGGAAGAGGAGGAUGAUAACGAGGAUCAGGAAGAGGAAAACCAGGGUUUUCAUGAGGAGGAGGAGGAGGAGGAGGAGGAGGAGGAGGAGGAGGAGGAGGAGGAGGAGGAGGAGGAGGAGGAGAGGGGGGAGGGGGGGGGGGGCGCGGCGGAGGAGGAGCAAGAGGGGGAGCAGGAGGUUAAGGUCGAGUGGGAGGUCAUGGAGGUGGAGUACGAGGAGGGAGCGGCGGAAACGGGUGGGAGGUCGGCGGAUGCUGUGAACGAGGGAGGGGAGGAUGCCGACGAGCAGAAAGUCGGCAUGGAGGCGGCUCACGGGGGGGGUGGGAGGUCGGCGGAUGCUGUGAACGAGGGAGGGGAGGAUGCCGACGAGCAGAAAGUCGGCGUGGAGGCGGCGCACGGGGGGAGUGAGAAGGUCGUGGUCGGCGAUGUGGAUCCCCACGCGAAGGAAGUUGUCGACCUUGAGUCCGGUGGAGAAGGGGAUACCGCCGCGGCCACGAAGCAGACGGGCGUGGAAGGGCCUACCGAGGCCACCGCGGGGAAGGCCGUGGGGGAGCGGUCAAGGAAGAAGAAGGAGGCGCGCGGUCAUCCCGGUUCCUCCGCAUCUGCUCGGCAGGCACCGCUGGACGCCGUCGAGCAGCUGCGACAAGAGAACAGGCGGCUGACGGCAGAAAAUGUCCGUUUGGAGAAGGCGCUCGGAGAGGAGAAGGGUCGGGUGGACAGGUUUGCGUUGGGGGCACGUGCACUGAUGGACAAGCUCAAGAAGUUGGCCGACCAGGUCGCCGUCUCCGACCAGAAGGCGGCGAGUCGGCUGCUAGACGCGACCUUGUCCAUGUCGACAACCGUCACGGACAACAUCACCGCCAACAUGGGCGACGCAUGGGAGGCGAUGAAGCAAUACGCCGUAAAGACGUCGAAGUGGUUGGACGAACUCGACGAUCCGGAGGGGUUUAUGGCAGUGGAACGUGCGAAGGCGGUCAACACCCUGGCCGACCACGUGGAAGCGGUGGUGGACGGUGCGAAGCUGGGUUUGGAGGACUACAUCUCGAAGCACCUAGCCGCCGCGCAGACCAACAUUGCCGCCGCGGUAACUCGCAACAUCGCCGUGCCGCCGCCGCCGCCGCCGCAGCCCACGCCAGCCUUCCCGGACGAGCAGGUGAAGUUGUUCAAGGCGGAAGUGUUGAAGGCGGUGACGGAGGCCACACAGAAGGCGUUUGUUGCGUCCGGGUUAAAGCUCAUGACCGAGGUGAUCGGCAAUGUGGUGCCUGGUCGGCGUGGGUCGUCGCCGUCGGCCAAUGACACCGAUCCCGCGGCGCGAAGGGAGGCCGACAAGCAGGGCCAGAAAAGGGCGGGCGGCGGAGAGGACGCGGCGAGCGUGAAGCGGAGCAAGGGAGCCGAUGGGAGCCGCGGCGUCGGCAAGGUGGGGCCAGGCGGCUCGCGGACUGAAGGUCAGAGCGUGGUCGACCAGCUCAAGAAGAACGGGGCGAAGGAGAUCCCACCCGCUCGGACGGCGAAAGAUGGCGGCGCCAGAACCGUCAAGGGACCGUCUGUCGGGGUGGCGGGGACCACGUCGAUUCCCCGUAAACCCCCUGCGGCUAGCAGCGCGCCUGUCGGCCCGUCCGCCGCCAACAACGAGGGGCCGGCCCUUGCGGCUACUCGAGCUCCAGCAGGCCCGUCUGCCGCCAAGGGCGACGCGAAGGAUGCCACUAAGGAGCCCGCAGCCGCGAACGCGCUCAGGGAAAUGCUCCACCGCAUGGAGGCCCAUCGCCGGGACGUGCAGCAGCCUCCCUUGGUCGACGCCGCCCCCGCCGAAACUGCACGUCCUUCGGUCACUCCGCAUGUCGCCGCCACAGCGUCCAGAGCCCCACCUACAGCGCUUCUGCUCGCCGGCCGUCCUCAAGCGGACCCAAAGUCCGCAUUGCUUCACACCCGGUUAGGCGCACGUAGUGCGGCAGCGCCAACACGGACUCAGCCGGAAGCCGGCUCAAGAGCGACGCCGACGUCGGUAAACGUGGCUGCACCCACACCCGGUGCAGCUGUUGUCGAUGCGGCGGCGGAGAAGGGCGUGAGGGCAGCGCUAGCCACCGGCGGAGCCGUUGCCCCUGCACAGGCGGCGAAAAGCCACAACGACGCCGAAAUCGCUGCCAUACAGGACCUGUUGGAAGCGGUAAAACGCCCCGCCCCCCCCCCCCCCCCCUGCUCUGGCCAUCUCGGACACGGCGCAUGUGGAGCCCUCGGCGAGUCCCCCCGGUGGUUCAGCGGAGCCAAAGACGACCACCGAGGCUGUCAGCGAGGGAAAGUCGAAACGAAAGGGGAAGGCCGACACAGGGAAAGGAAGGGCGAGCUCUCAGAGGAAAACACGGGCGACGUCGACGACGAUGGAGAAGGCGGAAGGAAAUCGAAGGAGAAGUCGGCGGAGAAAGGGAAGGAGAAGGCGGAGGAGAAUCAAGAGGAGAAGUCGGUCGGCGAGGGUACGUCGGCGAAGAAAGGGAAGGAGAAGGCGGAGAAGGAGAAGGAGGAGGAGGAGAAGAAGGAGAAGGAGAAGGAGGAGAAGGAGGAGAAAGAGAAGGAGGAGAAGGAGAAAGGACGGAAGGGUCAUGGCAUCCGCCACGACAGCUCGGGCGACAAGCUUGGGUGGGUGGGCGAGAUUAAGGUGCUCGGCGUGAAUCGCUACAUCGGCAAGUCGCGCGAGAAGAUGGAGUUGGCGUACCUGCACUCGAUUGCGUACAUGGUCUACGACGGUUACGUCAGCAAGAUCCUCAUGGACGAGCUCACCGACUUGGAGGAAACCGAGAUGGAGAAGUGGAGGAAUGUGUGGGAGGAGGUCAAGAUCCUGCCGACAGGGAUGUGGACGGUGAUAUGGGCAUGGGGCGCGUACCUUCCAAAAACACGGUAA